AUGGCUCCCUUCACAUCCGCCGCUGCUCGCGCAGCUUCACGAGCGUCCUCCACAACAGCCAGUGCUCGCCUGUCGCAAGUGCGGAGUCACUUCAGCACCUCGAGUGCAGCGAGAAAAGAGAUUCAAGAUGCGUAUAUCCUCAGUGCGGCAAGAACACCUACGGGCAAGUUCAAUGGGUCAUUCAUGAGCCUCUCUGCGUCCCAGCUCGGCGCCGUUGCCAUCAAAUCCGCGCUGGAGAAAUCCAAAGUCCCCGUCUCGAAAAUCACCGACGUGUACAUGGGCAACGUGCUCUCCGCGGGAAUGGGACAAGCGCCUGCGCGGCAAGCCUCCAUCUUCGCGGGCCUUCCUACCUCGGUCGAAGCCGUGACUGUAAACAAAGUAUGCGCGUCGGGCCUCAAGGCUGUGGUACUGGCUGCGCAGAACAUCCAGCUCGGUCUGGCUGAGGCCCAGAUUGCUGGUGGCAUGGAGAGCAUGUCCCGAGUACCCUACUACCUACCGAGAGCUGCGCAGAAUCCUCCCUUCGGCAACAUCGCCCUGAAAGAUGGCUUGAUCGAGGACGGACUCUGGGACGUGUACAACCAGUUCCACAUGGGCAACUGUGCCGAGAUUACGGCAAAGAAAUACAACGUCACCCGCGAGAUGCAGGACGAGUAUGCGAUCCGCAGCUUCGAACGAGCGCAGAAGGCCUGGGCCGAGGGCAAGUUCAAGGACGAAGUUGUUCCCGUGACGGUGCCAGGCAAGAAAGGCGAUAUCGUCGUCAGCGAGGACGAAGGCUACACCAAUUUGAAGAAGGAAAAGGUGGGGACCUUGAAGCCCGCGUUUGUGCGCGACGGUACAGGGACGGUCACGGCGGCCAAUUCGUCCACCUUCAACGACGGAGGCAGUGCGUUGGUGUUGGGAAACAAAGCCAUUGCACAAGAAUACGGCAAGGGAAGCAGGGUUCUCGCCCGUAUCGUCAGUUCGGCCGACGCCGCACUGGACCCGGUCGAUUUCCCCAUCGCCCCGGCCGAGGCCGUACCGCUGGCCCUUGAGCGCGCGGGCAUCACCAAGGACGACGUGGCGAUCUGGGAGUUCAACGAGGCCUUCGCGGCCGUCAUCAAGGCCAACGAACAAAUUCUCGGACUCGAAAACGCCAAUGUGAACCUUCUCGGUGGCGCCAUUUCUCUAGGCCAUGCUCUUGGAAGCUCGGGCUCCCGCAUCCUAACCACCCUCCUGCACCAGCUGAAGCCGGGCGAGUACGGCGUUGCCGCCAUCUGUAAUGGCGGUGGAGCUGCCACGGCCGUUGUUGUCCAGAGGAUCGAGAGUGUUUAG
Molecule: messenger RNA, 1311 nt
Organism: Capronia coronata CBS 617.96
Lineage: Eukaryota; Fungi; Ascomycota; Eurotiomycetes; Chaetothyriales; Herpotrichiellaceae
Product: acetyl-CoA C-acetyltransferase
Exons: 2
Coding region: 1-1311 (436 amino acids)
Biological process (GO): fatty acid beta-oxidation
Molecular function (GO): acetyl-CoA C-acetyltransferase activity
Source: RefSeq, a predicted model, not a curated record